This is a messenger RNA of Megalopta genalis, 2892 nucleotides long. RefSeq names its product calcium release-activated calcium channel protein orai. Lineage: Eukaryota; Metazoa; Arthropoda; Insecta; Hymenoptera; Halictidae. The record is from RefSeq and is a predicted model, not a curated record. Gene Ontology annotation, molecular function: store-operated calcium channel activity. Gene Ontology annotation, cellular component: membrane. Gene Ontology annotation, biological process: store-operated calcium entry.
UCGUUACCACUAACCUAUAUUAGUUGUAUUCUCUACUGUAAUUCUGCCAUUAUCAGUGUGCGGAUUUGUAGAUACAGGCUCCAAUAUUUUUCUCUGUUGAAAUCGGUAGUACGGACGCGUACACUUUUCCCAAGAUUUCCGGGGCAGGUUUCCGGUGAAAAUAAUGUUGUGAGACACUGGCCGAUAAAAACCGUAGCCAAGGAAGUCUGAGUCCUAAAGUACCUUUCUCUCGACCUUAGUAUCGCGGACACUUCACAACCAGCCGUGGUCAGAUAAGCACGAUAAACCCACUAGACCGUCAGGCUUGGCACGCGUCGCAACAGUUUUCGUAUUUUCCGGAUUUCCGACCGAGUGUCUCAAGUGACCAUAUGAAAGAGAAGGGAACGGUCUCCUCGAAUCGGGGACAAUAGAAAUCGUUUAUCAGAACAAUUGUUCACAGAGUCGCGAAGCGGCAUGCGCGCGAACAGUUUUCCCGGGUAUUCGUCACCGCUCGUCAAGGAAUUGCCCGCAGCAAUUUCAAGGAUCACUGGGCGUAUCGAAACAGUUUUAUUAUUUGUUUAUAUUCGGGUAUACCGAACAGGCCGCAUUAGAAGUAGCCCGUAAGAAUUUGAAGACUGUCUUUGUUGAUAUUCUCUUGAUAUUUCUGAUCGUAGUUUCCUCGAAUUAUUUUUCGUGAAAGUGCUCCUGCGUUAGUAGUGUCCGAAGUGAAUUUCAAAAGAUAGAAACGCGUUUUGCAAGAAACUGUUGCUCACUGUUACGCGUAUCAUCGAAUUAACCGAUUAGAAGAAGCCGCCGUUCAUUGAUGCGUCAGGAUCAUGAAACUGGAAACCAGACGCCGAGCUGAAAAUGGUUCUUCGCUGGUCAGAAACCCGCAAGAAUCGAGCCUGAUGUCCAUAUGGUCGACAAGCACUGGACGCAAUUCAGUGUUUGGCGCGGAGGGCGGAGCGGUACUCCCCUCCACGCAGUUGCCGAUCCACGUACACGUGGCGCGAACACAUCUACGCAACGCUGACGGUCACUGCUUCCACAAGCGAUUCCACGACUGUCAGUCGAAGAUGUCGCAGUCGGGAGAUGGCCUUCACACGCCGGGUUAUCUCUCCUGGAGGAAGCUGCAACUGAGCCGGGCGAAACUCAAAGCAUCGAGCAAGACGUCCGCCUUACUUUCUGGUUUUGCCAUGGUCGCCAUGGUGGAGGUUCAGUUGAAUUCCGACACGAAGGUUCCAUCUGAGAUGCUGAUCGCAUUCGCCGUGUGUACCACACUGCUAGUAGCGGUUCAUAUGCUCGCUUUGAUGAUAUCAACGUGUAUCCUACCAAACAUAGAAGCCGUCUGCAACCUCCACAGUAUCAGUCUGGUACACGAGUCGCCCCACGAACGAUUGCAUUGGUACAUAGAAGUAGCCUGGGCAUUCUCCACGUUGUUGGGAUUGCUGUUGUUCCUUCUGGAGAUCGCUAUACUCUGUUGGGUGAAGUUCUACGACUUCUCUCAGGUGGCCGCCUGGUCCGCUUGCAUAGUGCUGAUACCAGUGUUGAUAAUAUUUCUCGCGUUCGCGAUCCACUUUUACCGUAGCCUUGUCGCGCACAAAUACGAGGUGACGGUAUCCGGUAUAAGGGAACUGGAGUUACUUAAAGAACAGAUCGAGUCGACGGACGUCGAGGGCAGAAAUGGCGUGAACUUGUUGCAGACUGGCGUGACGCACGUGGUGUGAAGCUCGUGUUGUACAGUGUUUCAUCAUGAUACAGUUACUCUUGAACUGUGAUAUCCUCUUGAAGAGGAACCUUAUUGCGGCGAAUAUCCGAUAACGCGGCUGCUACUCUAUCAUUGUAAAUAUCGAAGGAAAAACCGGAUAGGAGCACAACGCGAAAGACCGUUGACAAUUGUCAUAGAAUUGUAUGGAAUGCGAUCGUACAGCGCUGACCGUAAUGUAACGCGAAAGACUUGGUUACUUGAUCCGAGCAGCGAGCUCAGAAACUCGUGUGCGUGCAAUUUUCAAAUGGAACACCUGUUCCAUCCGAGAGCGUCGUAACUUCUAUUAUUGUUUCCCCGUUUAUCCGAUGCAUUGUUAUAGUUGACGGUAGAGAAAUAGAAGGCUUAACCACGGCAGCACUGUUGUCGGAAACUGCGAAGAUUGUACUUGAAUGGAAAUAGAUGUUAAUAUAGUUUAAGUGUACAUUGAUUCGACAUCAGUGGUAAAACCGUUGUCUUGAAGAGUUUCCUUUACUUCGUGACACCCUUCAGGUACAAUUUUAUUUGUUUUUUCCGUCUAUUACCGAACUUACAUUCGCUGUUUCGCUACCGUCAAUUAUUCAAGAUUGCCAGACAGAACCAACGUUUAGCUAAACGCUCUAAAAACACAUUCCCUUUCUCGCAUAGCGACUUAAGUGUACUGGUUAUCAAUAAGCAGUAUAUAUUCUGCAAAUGUAUCGCGUGCUCUUUAGCUCGAAAGACCGGCGGUCGUGAAUGGGAAUCCAUGAUUUAUCGAGUAUGCGUGACUAGGUCGUAUCGAAUGUACUUAUCUUCGCUGGAGACGUGCCUAUUCUACAAGAUCUUUUUAUUCCGCGACUCCUUUGGUUUCAUAGUCCCGCGUAAUAGCCUGAUGCUCAAACAGUUUUCCAAGCACUACAGUAUGUGCACAAAGGCGUGGUAAAAGAAACUCGCUGUUACGCGUUUUAUGUUUACACGGUUUACAUCGUACCCCUUGCGCUUGUACUUGAUGAUCAUACUGCCGACAUUAUUAAAAAACAAACAAACAAAUGAAUUAAUUGUGCAGUGGCAAUUUAAUUAUACAUAAUUUGUAUUUAAUACGAACGGCCGGUUUAUACGUACGUUACAUUCAUACAUGAAUAUAUAACAGCGGCGCUUUUGCCAAAAUAAAUCAUAUAAGUAAGUUUCAA